This is a messenger RNA of Exophiala viscosa, 1718 nucleotides long. Its product is annotated as mating-type protein MAT alpha 1-domain-containing protein. NCBI's taxonomy places the organism in Eukaryota, Fungi, Ascomycota, Eurotiomycetes, Chaetothyriales, Herpotrichiellaceae. Gene Ontology annotation, biological process: positive regulation of mating-type specific transcription, DNA-templated. The record is from RefSeq and is a predicted model, not a curated record. Bases 232 to 1314 code for a protein of 360 amino acids. Gene Ontology annotation, cellular component: nucleus. The transcript is spliced from 3 exons. Gene Ontology annotation, molecular function: DNA binding, bending.
AGAACAAUAGCAAGAAGUCGAGGGUGAGGCAGUAUUCGAUGUGAGAUUCAGCCAAGAGUGACAAUUCGGGCGGUGAGAGAACACAGAGGCUGGGAGUUCACUUGUCCUUUACAAUUCUCUUCUUGCAAAAUCGAAUUUCGUUUCCAUCAUCAUCCCAUCCUCAACUUCUUCACACUGAGACAAUUGACUCACUCACAUUCCACUCUUUGUUGGCAAGUCCGUGCACUCAAGAUGGCCGCGAGCAACGCCUUCCCGUCCGCCUUCGCUGCCUUGUUCAACAGCCUGUCCUCUGAGCAGUUGUCAGCGUUGAGCGGCUCGCUUGCUCUUGCUGCCGAGCUCAAGACAAGUGUGGCAAACAUGAGUAGCGGCGAUGAUGUGAGCGUGGCAUCCACUUCCGCCUCGGAACGCAAGUUCGCACGCGCUCAACGCCGCAAGGCAGUUGUCGCUCGUUUCAAGCAGAAGCGUCCACUGAAUGCUUUCAUAACAUACCGAACAUACUACAGCCCUAUCUUCAAAGGCCUUCCUCAAAAGCAGAAAUCCGGCUUGAUGCGCCAAAUGUGGGGUCAAGAGAGCAAGCAUAGCAUUUGGGCACUUCUCGGCAGCGCGUACUCUGAUCUGAGAGACCAUCAUCAAGAGACCUUACCAGUCGACAAAUUCCUCUCCAUCGCAAUCCCAUUGCUUCCAAUCAUACCAGCCGACAAGUACCUCUCGAAGAUGGGAUGGACUCUGUCGAGCGAGGCUGCUGGAGAGCCAGUCCUGUUCCGAAAUCCUGCUUUCAACGCCGACAUCCUUGCUGCUGAAUAUCCACCACAAACAAACUUGUCAUUGGAAGAUAUUGUCGGACAAUGCUACGAUCAAGGUCUCUUGCCCAGAGCCAAUCGCCGGGAUCUCAUGCAAGUGCUUCGUGACGAAGGCUUGAUGGACGUUUUGCCUCCUGCUGAUCAGACCCCUCCUUCCACAUGCGGUACUCUCACUUUGGCCGUCACUCCACAAUCGACAACCACCAUGACCACGCAGCCAAGCAGCAUCGAGACUACCCCAGAACCAUCUGAUGAUGGAAAUGUCGAUGGCCCUGUGUGUGAACAUGAGGAGAAUAAUGAACUAUCCAUGGAUGCAAUCAUCAACAGCAAUGCCUACCUCUCAGUCGCAGCAGUCACAGCUGAACAACAAGAUGCUUUCGAAAGUAACUCCCUUGCACUUCACUUUCACCCGGACGUUUCUCCACCAAUUCUUGGAUUCGAUCCCCGUGUCAUCCAGGACGACUUCGAUCCAUUCAACCUCGACUUGAGCGAACUCAUCAACUUCGACGCCUGAAGGCAUUGAACAUACAUCGUACAAACCUCCGAUGUGCACAGAAACUUGGAAUCAUGGCAUUGUGGCGCAGAAGAACGACUUUCAUCAUCUGCGAAUCUUGGUCCACGGAUUCACAUGCAGGGAUACUUGGGGAUUUCAUGGCAUUGGCUCGUUGUCAGAGUGCAAUGCCGGGGCAAAGGAUUCGGAAGGUCAAUCAUGGAAUUGAUAAGCAGACACAUUCGGGAUCAUGGUAUUGGCAUACAGAACAAGGGCUUUCGUCAUGGCAGGAGUCGAGAACCUCAGUCACAGGACUGCAGAUGCAUCCAUACUCAAAAGACCAUGAUGCCGGAACACACAAAAUGGGCUUUUUCUUGAAGCAAGGAGUUGAACAUACCCAGUCAAAGAGACUGAGGUCUUAAUGUAAU